This is a messenger RNA of Suillus paluster, 513 nucleotides long. Its product is annotated as cytochrome b5. NCBI's taxonomy places the organism in Eukaryota, Fungi, Basidiomycota, Agaricomycetes, Boletales, Suillaceae. The transcript is spliced from 3 exons. The record is from RefSeq and is a predicted model, not a curated record. The coding region runs from base 1 to 513 and encodes 170 amino acids. Gene Ontology annotation, cellular component: membrane; endomembrane system.
AUGUUAUCUGUGGUGAUUUAUGGGCUCGUGCUGGCCUUGCCCCUUCUAUUUCUCGUACAUCGACACUCCUUAUCGGCAUCGCCUCAGUCUCGUACAGUAACCUCACAACCAGAGGAGAAGAAGUCCCUGAAAACAAUCAUGCAACCACCCAGAGACGAUCUCGACCCCCCGAAGGAUGAUCCCUUCACUCUCGAACAACUCAAACAGUUCGACGGCUCCGACAAUUCGAAGCCCAUUUAUGUGUCCAUUAAGGGCACUGUCUUUGACGUCACACGUAAAAGCGACGUGUACGGUCCCGGAAAAUCAUACAAUAUCUUUGCCGGGAAGGAUGGUUCAAAGGGACUCGGAAAGUCCAGUUUGAACCUAGAGGACGCUGUACCAGACUACAGCGACCUGCCAGAGAACGAGAGGAAGGUCCUCGAUGACUGGUUUUCAUUUUUCCAGAAACGCUACAACAUUGUUGGACGCGUUGCGGAUAUGCCCGCUUCAGUUUCUAAUCUCGCUAAUCUAUAG